Molecule: messenger RNA, 7085 nt
Organism: Vespula vulgaris
Lineage: Eukaryota; Metazoa; Arthropoda; Insecta; Hymenoptera; Vespidae
Product: odorant receptor 13a-like
Exons: 2
Coding region: 584-1846 (420 amino acids)
Biological process (GO): detection of chemical stimulus involved in sensory perception of smell; sensory perception of smell
Cellular component (GO): plasma membrane
Molecular function (GO): odorant binding; zinc ion binding; olfactory receptor activity
Source: RefSeq, a predicted model, not a curated record
UAAGUUCUCUAGGUUAUUAUUCUUGGAUUAUUAUUCGUUUAUUAUUAUUACCAGUCCAUUAUUCAAUUAUUAUUUGUCGGAUCAUUGCUUAUUGUUCUCUUCGAUUAUUACUAAUUUAUUAUCAAAGUACUAUCCUCGAUUAUUGAAUCAUUUUUCUAAACCUUUUGUACUAAAAUUGUUACUUUAAAAUAAAUGAAGUGUUGUUAAACCAGCCUAAGUUAAUAAUCCCGGGUGUGUCUAACGGAAACGAUUGAAUUCCUCCAGUUUAUUCCAAAACGAAUUCUAAAUUAAGAUUUAAUUUAUUCGUUUAUACGCGAUCAAGUUAACGCGAUCAAGAAUAUCGUUCUCCGCGGCGCAAUCGACAAAUCUUAAUUUCAGUUUCCAUAGAUUCCAACCCAAAGGUGGAUUACCCGACAGGUUUUACCACUAAUCAACCCUCGUGAUCAGAGACACGAAAUCGGAAGUAAAUUGCAGUGCAGCCACUCAUUGAAGAAAAGGUAGGUGCCAUUUAACCGACUUGUCCACCCCGUUUGACAUACUGAUAGAGGUGCCAGUCCCGUGCUAUUGGACUACAUACAACAGAAUGUCAAGCGACCGAACGAAUCAAAACCAACCCAAGCUAGCCGAUAAAAUAGAAACGCGCAGCGACGCGGAAAUCGAGGAUAUUACUUUCAGACUCAGACAAAAGGAGCUAUUCCUACAAGAACGAGAACGGACUAUUCGUGAACGCGAAGAAAUAUUACGAUCGGACACAGCUAAACCCGACCUCGCUAAAUUAGAAACGAUGUUACGCGAAAUUGUUACGACGCGACACCAAACGGACGACGCGUUUUACGACUCGUUCGAAUCAUACAAUAUAUCCAUACGGGAAGCGAUCAACAUGGUGCCUCAGUACGAUGGUUACAAUAUCUCUAUCGGUACAUUCACGCGAGCAUGCAAACGAGCUCGCGAAUUAAUCCUUUUUAACGCGGAAGAAACGGCAACCCGGUUGAUCAUCAAGAAAUUACGCGGGCAAGUGUACUCGAUCGUAAAAGAUUACAAUAUAUACUCGAUUGAUAGGCUCUGCGAUAUAUUAUGGGAAAAUCUAUGUACGCAAUACAAAGUCGAGCUAAGUAGUAUCUAUAUGGAUCAAGAUGAACACAUUUUAGAAUUCAUAGAUAGAGUAAAAGAUCUUCGGCAAGUAAUCUGUAACGAAGAGCGAUACAAGUCGCACGAAUUGACGGAAGAAAAACGAAAAGAAAUCGAUGAGUUUAUAUUAAUUAGUUUCUGUCACGGCCUCCCGCUAGAAUACAGAUUAAAGAUAACUCCUGACACGUGUGAGGACCUUCUUGACGCCUUCGUCAAAGCACGCAAAUUCUACGCGGAGAUAGAAUUAGACAGACUUCGAUACCAAGAAUAUCAGCAACCGCAAGAUUUCCGGGACAGACCGACGACCUCUAACUGCGAUGAAACAGGAAUCAAAAAUAGAAACACGCGUGCGAUAAAUUCAAAUCCGGCACCGAAAUCGUGCACAUACUGCAACAAAUUAGGGCACAAUAAAGACGAAUGUUACAAGCGUAAACGGAAACAGCAAAUUCGAAGCGAAGAGAGUCUUCGCAGGGAUUAUCCUUUCCCUCUUCCCGCUCCUCCACAUCGAUUCCAGUCCAACUCACACGGUCCGAGAAAGGAAUGUAGAUAUUGCAAGAAUAUGGGUCAUACGAUAGAAGAGUGUAGAAAAAAAUUGUGGCAGGAUAAAAAUUCGGGAAACGCGAAUAUCCCUCCGAGGAAAGACGCGACUUCGGAGGCGAACCAACAACAGCGUCCAAUAGCAACAGACGUCCAGUCGACGUCCGUACAAUCCACCUAAAUAAACAUCCGAGCACUUCUUCGGUCGUUAUCGCUUCGAAGAACUUAAAGCAAGAAACAACAUUCUUAGUAGACACGGGUUUCGAACCCAACGUUCUUCAAAUCAAUAGGGCCGACGAUCAUUUGCCGUGCAACGAAAUAAACAGAAUUAAACUAAGCGGUAUCAUCAGAGAAACGAUAACGACUUAUAGUUCUUGUAUUAUCGACAUCUACGUAUAUCCCAUAGAAUUUCACGUAGUCCCGAACUCCUUCCCCAUCCCUCAUGGCGGUAUACUCUGAGCAGAUUUCUUCAGAGAUUUAGCAAAAAUUAAUUUCUUGGGGAAAAUGUAUCCCGGAAAAGAAUCAUAAUGCCAUUCGUAGUGUCGAGAGAAAAAGUUAUCGCAGGAAGAAGCUGCGAUCACAAAAAUAAAAAUAAUUAAUAACGAAGUCAAAACGGGUUACAUUCCUGUUCUAAACUUAGGCAACGGCAUCUACACCGGCGAAGCCAUCGUUAUUGAUUCGAACGGACAAGCGAAUGUUCAGUUAGUAAAAUUCGAAAUAGUUGGUGGCCGUCCCUAGGACAUGACGCACAUGUGGCCGAAAUCCAACGAAUUUUUCCCACUGCGAUCUCUUUAGCACAUGUUCGCCUAAAGGAUUGUAGUGGGGAUCUGAUACGCACUGAUACGCCGAAAUUACCUUCCCUAUAAUAAAUAAUAGAAGCGCGACCGUAUCAAUUUCAGAUCACUACUUUCAUCGUUAGCAAAACAAGGCGAGAUCUAAACCUAGGUGAGAUCGGCAAUUUCAUCUUUUCCUCCUUCGAAAUCAAUCGUCCCUGUAAGACGAUUACUGAGGCAUCCGAAAGCCGAUAUGAACAAGUAUUUCGAUAUAUCAAAUUGGACGCGUUAAACAACGAAGAAGAAAAAGUAGCGAAAAGCACGAUCAAAACUUGUUUCAUUAGCCGGGAGAUAAACUCACUCAUAUCGAUUCGAUUCCAGUAUCAGUAAAGCAGUAUCAAUUUCCCCCGAUCCACAAAAAAGAAGCAAGCAAACAGAUCGACGACCUUAUUAAAAACGAUGUGAUACGACCAUUGAUAUUAUUUCAUACUUCUUUGUUAUGAAUCGUUCCUAAAAAGCCAAAUUCGGACGAUAUACUGAUUUACUCAAAUUCUUUAGACGAGCACAUAACAAAUUUAAGAAGUUAUCGGAUAGGCUAGAGAAAGCAGGCUUAAAAUUACAACUCGAUAAAUGCAAACCUCUGCGUAGAGAAGUGGCUUAUCUGAUCAGCGCCACGGAGGUGAAACCCAAGCUGGAAAAAAUAAAAGCUGUAAAAGAAUUUCCAAGACCCAGGAUCUCCAAAAAUGUUAAACAAUUCUUAGGACUCGCAGGUUACUAUCGACGAUUUAUCUCCAACUUCUCGUCUAUGAGUAAAACCUCUUACAAAUCUUUUAAAGAAAGACGUGCCUUUCAAAUGGGAAGAUAUAUAGGAAAGGGUCUUCAACUAUUUGAGAGAUCUUUUGUGUCAGAAACCUUUGUUACAAUACCCUGAGUUCACGAAACCAUUCGUCGUCACGACCGACGCAUCGAAUUACGCGAUAGGAGGCAUUCUUAGCCAAAGCGAAAUAGGCAAUAGCAUGCAUGCACCUCAAGUUUUCUAAACCAAGCAGAACAGAACUAUUCUACGAUAGAAAAAGAAUUAUUAACCAUCGUAUAUACACUAAACUAUUUCAGGCUGUACUUAUACGGAACUGUACUUAUACUUUUUUUUAGUCUUGUUACCGAUCAUAAAUUCUUCGCCUGGUUAAACUCCGUGAAAGAUCGCACGUCUGCAUUAAUUAGCUGGCGACUAAACUCGUUAAAUAUGAGUACAGUAUAUAAUUUACAAAACAGGAAAGCGUAGCGUGAACGUGGUCGCCUUAUCGAGGAAUUCGGUAGAAUCAUAUAAACAAAUAUUUCUUGAUAGUCAGCAUCAGCAGAGCGAUAACUGUAUAUAACUAGAGAUAGAUACUUGAAAUCUCGAAAAAUCUCUUGAAAAAAGAUCAAGAUAGGAUCGAAGAGGUAAACGCAAAUAGUUUCGAGGAUACUAAAGCACGUGCAAUCGGAAACGCGAACAAUAACAGAAUUGACGACGAAGAUGAGAUUUCGUCCGGUGAAAACGACUACACGCAUAUCGAUAGCCCUCUCAUCGAAAUCCGAGAUCGCGUAAUCAUGUACGCGAAUGAAUGAGAGAAGAAAUCGAAGUGAAAGAAUGAGCUGAUAACGGUAAAUUACCAUUUACCGAUUUCCGAAAUUACGCUCGGGAGAGUAAAAGUUACAAAGCGUAAUGAAAAACAUUUUAUAGCACUACCCGUCAAGGAAAGAAUAUUGGCAUUGAUGCAGUUAGAGAUAUUAGACGAAGUCUUGCAUUCUCUUCUUGACGCGACUCUGAAAUUAUGAUUGAAAACAAUAACCAUAUCUAGAGAACCAGUGGACGACGUACUCGGGAUCAACGUAAAAUCCAAACUUCGUUCAAUUUUCUCGGGCAGUCAAAGAAAAAUCUUAAUUUUGAAACAUGAAAUAAUCAUAUCCAAGAAAAUCGAACGAACUUGGAUCAUUCACGAAAAUUAUGCGAUUCAUAAUGCGGACAUAAAGGAAUUACUAAAACAUAUAUUGAAAUAAGAGAGAAGUUCUUCUGGUCAAAAUUAAAAAUAGAGAUUAAAAACAAAAUUAUAUACAGAACUGCCGAAACUGUCAGAGGAAAAAGCUUAUGAGAUUAAAAAUGCGCGUGUACUAUGCGGGUGUCUGGAUUCAGCAUGAUGAUUACCGACACUUCGGGGAAAGCGUUCGACAAAAUCUCAAUGGACAUCGUAGGUCCUUUGCCCACUACUGUAACGGGAAACAAUUAGAUUCUAACUAUUCAAGAUCUUUUAACGAAAUAUUCAUUAGCCAUAUAAUUACCACAAGCUUCUUCGAGCGAGAUAGCCGACGCUUUUAUAAAACAUGUCAUUUGUCGUUUUGGCGAACCCAAAGGAGUCUUAAUCGAUCAAAGCACGAAUUUUCUGUCAGAAUUAAUGAAAGCCGUAACUAAAAAGUUUAAAAUAAAUCAGUAUCAAACAAGUGCAUAUCAUUUUCAAUCGAAAGAGUCGACAGAGAAAUCGUAUCAUGUACUAACGGAAUUUUUAAACACUUUAUAUCUGACAAUAACGAUUGGAACAACUGGCUAGAGUAUACUAAGGCACGCAAUACAUGCCACAUGAGCAGCCCAUCUUUGGUCAGUUAGCCAGAACGCUAAAUGUCUUUUUCAUAAAUAAUUUACGAACUGAAACUUAUGCAUAUUAUUUAAAAGAAUUAACGAGCAAUUAAACAAAUCUCAAAAAGCCACCAGACAUAAUUUAAACUAAGCGAAAGAAAGAUCAAAAGAGUAUUACGAUAAAAGAAAAGGAUUAGUAGAUAUCUAGACAGGAGAUCGUGUAUAUCUCCUAAAGGAAAUUCGAUACUGAAUACUUAGAAUCUUAUCAGAUCAUAUCUGUAUUAAGAAAAAAUAAUGUAAAGAUUCAAAUGAAUUCAGGCACCCACAUGGUACAUGCGCAUCGUCUAAGGUCAGAUAAAUCAAACGCCGAUACAAUCGUCUCAUGGAGAUCAUAUGACCGAUAGACGGUUCAAGUAAAGCGCAGCAUGGCGCAUUAUUCGUUCUCCUUUCCAUGCGACGAUCGAUAAGGAAGAUUCCCAUCAUUCCGCUAGUUAGUAAGUUAGGAUUUAAGUAACGCGAAUAUAACUCCGAACAUCAUUCGCUUAUCGACUUUUAGAUUAAAACCAUUAAGCGAAAAUGAAGAUUGUAAUUUUACUUACUUGUGAAACGUGGCGAAUGCGUUAAUUGGAUUCGACUGUACCUAUAUCUCUUUCAACGUAUCAACUUUUUCUUUAUUGGACGUAGUAGAAUGUGAAGUACCCAACCUACAGCCGAUCAAUAGUACAAUUUUUAUACAAAUUGUUACAAACAUCAGAUUACAGUAAAGUAAAGAUGUGCAAUGCCAUAUAGAAAUCAAUAGGACACUCAUACAUUUCUAUAUCGCAUACGGAUGAAGGGAAUAUCUAUAUUCCGUCACCUAUCAUCAGCUAUGUCAACAAUUGCACACGACGGAAGCCUUUCAUUAGGGGCAAACAUCUUUCUAUCGAGGUUGAAGAAAAAUAAUACGGACACACGAAUCCUUACUCUUAGUGGCACUGUUCCACGAAUGGUACCUGCAAAGGAUCUCGAUAUAGCAACUCAUAUGGCACCUGGGACGACAUAGUCAUUCAAGCCUCUGUAAAAAUUACGUUACGCGACUGUGAUAUACCGCCGCCAAACCACAGAAUAAUCAGAUUCUACUAAAAUCCGAAAUCACCUGCGUUUUAAAUGAAGAGCAUUGCAUUGAUACGGAUGAUAAUGAGAGCUAUUGAUCUGCUAUACCAAGCGACAUUGCGGUUUUAACGAGUACGAUUUCUCUACGAAGGACCAGCGGUAAAAUUGAUCCCUACAGUACCGAUGGAAGGUUCCACGUGGUAGAUAAUAACCAUCAAAGAUGUUACCUUCAUAUUUACUCGUACGAGCGAAUUCGCUCUCUGUGGACAAUUCUCAGACAUUCUACGUCACAACAGACACACUAAUCAUUCAAAGAGAAAGCAGAUCUAAAACCUCCAUAGAAAAUCUAGACAUAUUCGCUUACGUUAAAAAUUUAUAUACGUAGAACGAUAUAUAAAAACAUAGUUAACUACGCAAUACGUAGAUAUCAUAAAAUUUAUUCUAGAACAGCAAGUACUAGAAAACGUGCUUUCGUUAGUAUUUAUUGCUUCAGACGAAAUGGCCUAUUUAGUAACGACAAAACCAGGAUAUAUGGCAAUUGUAGCAUCGGAAGUCAUUCCUUUAAUCAAAUGAGUUGCAAUCGAAGUAAAAAUACGGCAAAUAGAAGACUGUUACAGAGAACUACCUAGAACAUACGAAAAUAAGUCGUACUUUUUAACUCUAAAAACACGAAUAAUAUUGAAGGAAGGUUCACCAACGGAUUGCAACGAGUUGUUUCCCAACAUGUACAAUUUACAAAGUACAUAAUAUCGAAUAACACCGAAACUCGUGGAAUCGAUAACCCCGCGAAAGAUACAAUCUCUAACUAAACCCAGUUAGGGGUACAUCGUUCCUGAACACCUGGGAACGAACAGAACUUAUUCAAAUGAAGACUUUAACAAAUUACGAUCGCGCAUCAUGGAACCAAUAGAAAAACGCAUCAUCCUCGACACAUUUGCCAUAGG